Messenger RNA from Panicum virgatum (switchgrass), 1011 nucleotides. RefSeq names its product NAC transcription factor NAM-2-like. Lineage: Eukaryota; Viridiplantae; Streptophyta; Magnoliopsida; Poales; Poaceae. The record is from RefSeq and is a predicted model, not a curated record. Gene Ontology annotation, biological process: regulation of DNA-templated transcription. The coding region runs from base 1 to 1011 and encodes 336 amino acids. Gene Ontology annotation, molecular function: DNA binding. The transcript has a single exon.
AUGGAGCAGGCGCGAUGGCCGGACGUGCCGCCGUGCUACCGCUUCACGCCGACCGCGCGGGAGCUCAUCCGCGACUACCUCAACCCCUGGGUGGCCAACCCCGGCCAGAAGCCGCCGUUCGGGGAGCCCGAGGGCGUCGUGUGCGCCGCCGACGUCUACAGCGCGGACCCCGGCACGCUCACGUCGCGGCUCCGCCGCUUCGGCCACGACGACGGCAACUGGUACUUCCUCUGCGUCGCCCGCUGGAAGGACGGCAACGCCGGCACCCGGAUGAGCCGCGCCGUCCGGGGCGGCGGCACGUGGCACGGCUCCGGGAAGCGGGUCGCCGUCCCCCGCCACGGGUACCGCCAGACCUUCGAGUACCGCGACGCCGCCGGCGACAAGAGCGCCUGGCUCAUGGAGGAGUUCGGGAGCAGCAUGCCCGAGGCCACCGACGGCGAGGGCGUCAGGGUCAUCUGCAGGGUGCACCGCACGCCGAGGGCGGCGGCGGGCGGCGACGACGGCGGGGAGGAACACCAAGAAGAAACCGACGAGAUCCUCCUGUCGUCCAAGAGGCAGCGAGCCACGCUGAGCCAGGAGCAGCACGACUUCGCCGCCGCAGAUUACUGGACGACGGCGGCGCUAGCGCCGCCCGAUGCCGGGUGCUCCUAUGCCAUUGCUAGCACGUCGCAGACUGCUGCGCCGGUGAUGAACGGGGCGGCAUCAACCACCACCUGGCAGCUGCAGCCCGUGAUGGAGCAAGGCGUGGAUUAUUACCACCCUACCGCCGGCAUCAAUGGCGACGAAGACAUCAAGGGAGAGCCAGAGCCAGAGCCAGAGCCAUUGGAGACGACGGUUCCUGCAGACAUCGGAUGGCAGCAAUUUGCAGAGAUGGGCUAUGGCUUUGGCUAUGCCGCUGAAGAUGCGCGGAUGAACGAAUGGAUGCGUAAUACCUUCUCAUCAUGCCCGCAGCCAAGUGACAGUGCGGCGCAAGAGGGCGAUGAUCCUAGGGACGAAACGGGAGCAAGCUGA